Molecule: messenger RNA, 5557 nt
Organism: Morone saxatilis (striped sea-bass)
Lineage: Eukaryota; Metazoa; Chordata; Actinopteri; Moronidae
Gene: fbxo11a
Product: F-box protein 11a
Exons: 23
Coding region: 1371-3899 (842 amino acids)
Biological process (GO): regulation of apoptotic process; protein ubiquitination; ubiquitin-dependent protein catabolic process
Molecular function (GO): zinc ion binding; protein binding
Source: RefSeq, a predicted model, not a curated record
CAGCGUUAGGGGUUGAGCUCCGUUUACUAACACGAUUGGACGCGUUUAUGCACUGCUAGUGUGCAUUGAGUACACGGGUGCAGUGUUGCUUUUUUUUUUGUAUGUGUGUGUAGAAACAGUGGAGCGCUAACAGCAGUGUCAGAAGUGUCGCUGUGCGCUCAGGAAACACCGAGGCUUUUGUGUGUGUCGCUAGCAUUCAGGCCGCGCUUUGUUUUGCUUGAUUUUUGUCCCGAGUCGGCCUCUCUUCUGCUCGUCUGACCUCUUGUCGCUGCUGCAUUUUGUUUUCGCCGGCUCACAUUGCAUUAGGGGAUUAAAAUGACAAGUGGUAGGCAUUUGUUUGCGGUGGUGUUGGGUGACAAACGCGGGGAAAGCGGCACACAAAGUGGUUUUGCCAGUUGUCGUAGCAUGCUAACUAACCUAGCCUGUCCUAGCUGUUAUUAUUAGCACGUUUGGCUAUCUACGUCCUGUCGUGUUUCUUUUAUCGCCUCUGCAACGUUAAAAUGUCAAUGCGUGGAUAUAAAUGCGUGGAGUUGGUGUAAUAAUGACACUGUUGCAAUGCUUCACGUCGUGUGUUUUUAUUUUUUUUUUUUAGUUACGUUGUGUGGCAACAGACGGUGCAGUGUAAGCGAAUACUGGCUGCACAUUUUUCAAAGUAAACAUUAACAAAAGCUAGUUAGUGAUGCUCUUUAAUUAUAGUUACCACGGCUAAAGGCCAGUCUGGGUGGCACUGAAACGCGAUUAGGUUGAACUAGUUACAUGUUGGUUUGCAGAAGCAUCAAUUGAACGUCAGUCAGCAGCAGAGCGUUAAAACACAUACAACUAAACUAAUAAGAUAACUUGAUUAUGUUCUGCAAAUCAAUCCUAAUGGAAGUCAUGUUCACACUAAUAAUGAAUUAGCAGUUUUAAUGAGGGAUUCUCCCCUUUCUCAAUUCAUUUAUGCAGCCAUGACCAUGCUUCCUAUUUCUCUCUGUCCAGAUGUGCACAGCAAUGCUCAGUUGUUUUUAAGGGGACAUUAAAUUAAUAAAUAUAGUGUGGUUGGUAACAGGCAGUAUCUCUGUCCAUUUUACACAUCAUACAGUGUAUAUAUUUGCUGUAAUGUUGAUGUACACAUCUUUAAUGUGUGUCUUUUAGUCAGACAAGACGAGGUAGAGGAACCUUUACAUUAUUAUUUCAGUUUGCGAUUACAGAGAAGUCGCUUUAACUGGCACAGUUAGUCACACAGACCGUGUUUGUAGUGGUUACUGGCCCAGUAGCCGGGGAGAGUCAUCCUUGCAACCAGAGCAACAAGCAGGGAGUUUGCAUCUCCCAUCUGGGAUAGGAUCUGUAAUCAAUUCGUGGCAUACAGAGCAGAUGAGGACGUUCCUGCAGAUAUGGUCGCAGAAGAAUCCGGUCCAGGAGCUCAGAACAGUCCCUACCAACUUAGAAGAAAGUCUCUACCCAAGAGAACAGUGUGUCCGACAAAGACAAACAUGGAGGGUGCUUCCACUUCAACCACAGAAAACUUUGGACACCGACCUAAGCGCCCCAGAGUGUCCGGGAAAUGUCAAGAAUUACCAGCAGCUCCAGCAGAGCAGUAUUUGCAGGAGAAGCUUCCAGACGAGGUGGUGCUAAAGAUCUUCUCGUACCUGUUGGAGCAGGACUUGUGCCGUGCAGCAUGUGUGUGCAAGCGCUUCAGUGAGCUGGCCAAUGACCCCAUCCUCUGGAAGAGGCUGUACAUGGAAGUUUUUGAAUACACGCGACCCAUGAUGCACCCCGAGGCAGGGAAGUUCUACCAGAUAAACCCAGAAGAGUAUGAGCAGCCAAACCCGUGGAAGGAAAGUUUUCAGCAGCUGUAUAAAGGAGCACAUGUUAAGCCAGGUUUUGCAGAACACUUCUACAGUAAUCCUGCCAGAUACAAAGGGAGAGAUAACAUGUUUUACUAUGACACCAUUGAGGAUGCUCUCGGAGGGGGUCAGGAGCCUCACUUUGACGGGCUGAUAUUCGUCCACUCUGGUAUUUACACAGAUGAAUGGAUCUACAUUGAGUCGCCUAUCACAAUGAUCGGAGCUGCUCCUGGAAAAGUAGCAGAGAAAGUCAUCAUUGAGAAUACCAGAGACUCUACAUUUGUGUUCAUGGAAGGCUCAGAAGAUGCUUAUGUUGGAUACAUGACCAUUAGGUUCAAUCCUGAUGAUAAAUCCGCCCAGCACCACAAUGCACACCACUGCUUGGAGAUUACGGUCAACUGCAGCCCAAUCAUCGACCACUGCAUCAUACGCAGCACAUGCACAGUGGGGUCAGCUGUCUGUGUCAGCGGCCAGGGUGCUUGUCCCACAAUCAAGCACUGCAACAUUAGUGACUGUGAAAAUGUUGGUCUUUACAUCACCGACCAUGCACAGGGAAUAUACGAAGACAACGAGAUUUCAAACAACGCUCUGGCUGGGAUCUGGGUGAAAAACCAUGGCAACCCAAUCAUCAGACGUAAUCACAUCCACCAUGGAAGAGACGUGGGCGUUUUUACAUUUGACCACGGCAUGGGUUACUUUGAGAGCUGUAAUAUCCAUAGGAACCGUAUAGCCGGCUUUGAGGUGAAGGCGUACGCCAAUCCAACAGUGGUUCGCUGUGAGAUCCAUCAUGGUCAGACGGGGGGCAUCUACGUGCACGAAAAGGGCCGCGGCCAGUUCAUCGAAAACAAGAUCUAUGCAAAUAACUUUGCUGGGGUGUGGAUCACCUCUAACAGUGACCCCACAAUAAGGGGCAAUGCCAUUUUUAACGGCAACCAAGGUGGCGUUUAUAUUUUUGGUGAUGGCCGAGGCCUCAUUGAAGGAAACGACAUCUACGGAAACGCCCUGGCGGGAAUUCAGAUCAGGACGAACAGCUGCCCUAUUGUCAGACACAACAAGAUCCACGAUGGCCAGCAUGGCGGCAUCUAUGUGCAUGAAAAAGGACAAGGUGUCAUAGAGGAGAACGAGGUGUACAGCAACACGCUGGCAGGAGUGUGGGUGACAACGGGCAGUACGCCAGUACUGAGGAGGAACAGGAUACACAGCGGGAAGCAGGUUGGGGUCUACUUCUAUGACAAUGGCCACGGCGUGCUGGAAGACAAUGAUAUCUACAAUCACAUGUACUCUGGAGUUCAAAUUAGGACUGGCAGCAAUCCUAAGAUCAGGCGGAACAAGAUCUGGGGCGGCCAGAAUGGAGGCAUUUUGGUUUACAACUCAGGCUUAGGCUUUAUCGAGGACAAUGAGAUCUUUGACAAUGCUAUGGCAGGAGUGUGGAUUAAGACGGACAGCAACCCCACUCUGCGGAGGAAUAAGAUCCAUGACGGGAGAGACGGUGGGAUCUGUAUAUUCAACGGAGGAAGAGGUUUGUUAGAGGAAAAUGACAUCUUCAGAAAUGCCCAAGCAGGAGUUCUCAUUAGCACCAACAGCCACCCCGUACUGCGGAAAAACAGGAUAUUUGACGGCUUCGCUGCAGGUAUUGAGAUCACCAAUCAUGCCACAGCGACCCUAGAAGGCAAUCAGAUCUUCAACAAUCGCUUUGGGGGAUUGUUUCUUGCAUCUGGUGUCAACGUUACAAUGAAAGAUAAUAAAAUCAUGAACAAUCAAGAUGCCAUUGAAAAGGCUGUGAGCAGAGGUCAGUGCCUGUACAAGAUUUCAAGUUACACCAGCUACCCAAUGCACGAUUUUUACAGGUGUCACACCUGUAACACAACAGACCGAAAUGCCAUCUGCGUGAACUGCAUCAAGAAAUGUCACCAAGGACAUGAUGUGGAGUUCAUCAGACACGAUAGAUUCUUCUGUGACUGUGGUGCAGGGACGCUGUCAAAUCCUUGCACGUUAGCCGGAGAGCCGACUCAUGACACAGACACACUGUAUGACUCGGCUCCUCCUAUAGAGUCCAAUACACUGCAGCACAACUGAGCUCGAGACCCGAGGUCCUCUUGCGCUUCAGCAGUAAUGGACAUAAGACACUUUAAGUUGUGCAGUGGAGGAAGUCCAAACUAAAAUACAGAUUCACUUUGACAGAGCAUAUACAGUGACUUUAAAAAAAAAAAAAAGAAGAAAAAAAAACAGACUUGGGACAUGAUUAUGCUAAAAGGAGACAUUUAGAAAAAAAAGUCUGAUUAUGGAUGCCUCGCUUUUUCUUUUUCUUCAAUUAUGUGACAAAAAAAGAUGACAUCACUUGGACAAAGCAGAAGAGCAGCUGACUCAGGGUUUGUGGGUGUGUUGGUUUGGUCAAGUAAAGCGACACCGGUGAGAGACGGACAAAAAGCCACCGAGACUCGUCUGCUUUUAAGAAGAGCGAGAUACUGCAGUCAUGUACAGACCCAUCGUGGACAGACGCUCAGUCAGAAGAGGCACAAUUUUUGUCAUGAAGCAAAGGCCCCAAAUACAACAAUGCUUCCAUCACUGGGCAACCGACGUGCUCGUAUGAUAAAUACGGGAAAAAUGACCUAGCACUUCAGCUUUUUUUUUUUUCCUCAAGACAACUGUUGAGAUUUGAUUUUAAUGCUUUUUGUGUAGUUUUGUAUUUUCAUGCAAAAAUCUUACUGUACUUGAAUGUCUUUAUUUUAUUAAAUGUGUUCAAUUUUUUUUGGUUAUUAUACCCUAGAAUUGCUGUAAUUAUACAUGUCGCAGUAUCUAACUUCUUUCUGUGAAAGAGAUCAGAGAAAAGAGAGGAAAACACUAAACACUUUCUCCAGCAAUGUUGACUCAUUUAUAUUUGCAAUACAGAAAAAUAGAUGCUGAAAUGUGCUUUCACAAGACUUGUGUAGCUUUUUCUGUUUUGAAUAGAAUCUUUAAAUGUCUGUCUUUGUAAAGGAGCUGAACAGUAGUGAUACUUCAGUUUGUUUUACAUAAUCUAUGCAUAUUUUUGUUUGUUUUCUGUUUGUAUUGGCCUGUCCUGUAAAACCUAGUUUAUAGGAAGGACUAAUAAGUUACAGGGCAAAAUAAGACAUUUUUACUAAAGGUUGCAGUUGUUUAACAAUUUAGGGGUGUAGUUUAAGCCAGAUGAACCCAUGGUAUUCUCAAGACACUGCCUGUUCUUUACUGAAUAAACAUUUUUGGUAGGGGUCAGAGUAUUAUCAUUCAUCUGUUAGGAGAUUGUCCAAAGACAUUUGGAUUUCCUGUCAUUGAUUUCAGUCAAGUAGAUUAUAUAAUCUAUACAUGUCUUGCCCUGUGUUAGAAUCAAUGGGGUUGCCUUCUCUUCAAUAUUGGGCACAAAUGCUGCUUCUCAGACUGUUAAUAUACACAACUUCAUUUUUCACUUAUUGGGUCAAAGAAAAAGAGACAGGGCUUGUGAAAGCACAGCUAAUUUUAAUGUUUUUCCCUUGUUUGCCAAUGUUGCUGGAGAACUUAAAUGCUUUUACUCUACUGAAGCUGAGACAAGUAUCUAUAUACAGCGCUAUAUGGUUUCAUUGCCCCCUCCCUUCCUCCCCUUUCAUGUGUACUGGUGAUUGUGGGUUCUCAUACAGACUGAAAUGUAUGCAUGUAUCAUAACAUCUAGACUUAAUAUAUUGUGAAGUAUUCAAUAACCGUUAUGUAGGCGCUAGCGUGAAUUAAAAGGGUUUAAUUUCCUA